Chara braunii is the source of this 1173-nucleotide messenger RNA. Lineage: Eukaryota; Viridiplantae; Streptophyta; Charophyceae; Charales; Characeae. The record is from the annotation of a GenBank genome assembly.
UUGAGUUGCGCACCUACACGUAUCCCCGGGCUUCAACUCGUCAGGACCAUUGAUCGCAGAUGCCCUAUCCGAUUGGGAAUGGCCGUCCCGGAAUCCAGAGCGGCGCAGUCGUCCCGCACGAGCACGCCAAGUUCGAUAUUCGGCAUGGCUUCCAUCACAUUCUGGCGAAGGAGGAAGAUCGGCUAAAGACGGCCUUCGUGUUGUUUGAAGGCAAGUGGCAGUGGGUUCGGUGUCCGAUGGGGAUUUGCGACGAGCCUGCCACGUUUCAGCGAUUGAUAAACAUGACAUUCCAGAACUUCGUCAACAAGACGCGGCUAACACAGGGGAUGAUCAACUUCUGCGUGAUCGUGUACAUGAACGAUAUCCUUGUCUACUCGGAGACCUAUCACGGGCACGCGCAACACAUCGAGUGGACAUUGGGAGCGCUGAGAGAUGCUGGGUUCAAAAUCGCGCUCGAAAAGAGCGAAUUUUUCCUUUCAGAAAUUUCGUUCUUGGGCUACGUCGUGACACGUGGAGGACGGCGGCCGGACUCAAGAAAAGUUACGACGUCCACGUGUACGGAGAUUGACGAGGACAACUGUCUCUAUCCCUCCCAGGCGCUUUACUUGGAGAUCGAAGUUACCGAUCUCACGUUUUGGGACCCGAUCGCGAGAAGAAACACGACGCAGGAUGAGGAGAUAGGGGGAGCAGAGGAAGAGGAGGAAGAAGAGGAGCCAUCGAGUGAAGAAUGUGACGAUCCGGACUACGUAUCGGAAAGAGAAACGGGGAUAGCUAGCGGAUCGAGCCAGCCGCGUAAAAAGAACAAAGAGGAGGAAGAGCAGAGGAAGCGGAAGCGCCAGGAGACCGCGGAGGGAAAGCGACCCGCGACAAACGUUUCUCUUAUCGAUCCAUCGAUCGGGGAUCUGUGGUGUGAUCCGGAAUCGCCAAUAGAAGAAGACGAUAGAACCGCAGCAGAGGGAUCGCGAAGAAGAAGAAAAAGAAGUGAAUCGCCAGCUUCCUUCGGCUCCCCGUCCCGGUCCGCCAUUCGUCUACAUCAAGAUCUCGGCGUUCGGGCUUCGUCCCCGGUCGUUCUCUCGCCGACCCCGUGACUACCUCAUGCUUACCCGUCUUCCCGAUAGACCCCCGUUCCCCGAUGGUUGGUGUCCUUUCCCCCAUCACCUUUUCUACCAUCUC